Messenger RNA from Fusarium pseudograminearum CS3096, 1239 nucleotides. RefSeq lists its product as uncharacterized. The transcript is spliced from 2 exons. Gene Ontology annotation, molecular function: catalytic activity. NCBI's taxonomy places the organism in Eukaryota, Fungi, Ascomycota, Sordariomycetes, Hypocreales, Nectriaceae. The record is from RefSeq and is a predicted model, not a curated record. The coding region runs from base 1 to 1239 and encodes 412 amino acids.
AUGGCUGCAGCUGGUCACAUCCGCCUCGGGACUGCCUCCCCCGGCACCGCACCCUCCACACCCGAGACGAUAGCUCUCAUCGACACCCUCGCACAACGCGCCGCAUCUUCUCACGUCGACAUCCUCCUCCUUCCCGAAGCCUUCAUAGGCGGUUAUCCCCGCGGCAGCUACUUUGGUUGCAAAAUCGGCGACCGCAGUGCCGCUGGUCGCGACGAGUUUGCUCGCUACUUCGAUCAGGCCAUUGACCUGGGCGAUACAGUGGGACCAGCUGGCGGCGGCGCGGGUAUCAAGUGGGUGAAGAGACAGAUUGGCGAGGAGGAUGAGGUUCGUGGUGAUGGUUCGCGUGAAGAAUUGGAGCGCAUUGCGAGGGAUACAGGUGUUUUCGUAGUCGUGGGUUGUAUUGAGAAAGCGGGUGGGAGCUUGUACUGCUCUGUUGUAUAUGUUUGUCCUAAGGAGGGUAUGCUAGGAAAGCGUCGCAAAGUCCUCCCAACCGGCACAGAACGUCUCAUCUGGGCGCAAGGCUCGCCAAGCACCCUCCGCGCCGUAACAACCGUCAUUCGAGGCAUUCGCAUCAAUCUCGCCGCCGCCAUCUGCUGGGAGAGCUACAUGCCUCUUCUCCGACAGAGUCUCUACUCUCAAAACAUCAACCUGUAUCUUGCCCCGACGGCUGAUUUCCGCGACGCCUGGCUGAGUCUUGCGCGCACUAUCGGUGUUGAGGGCCGUUGUUUCGUCGUCUGUAGUAACAUGUGCGUUCCAAAGGAUGCGUCUGCUGAGACGAAUGGUAAUGGCGGCGGUCCUGCUGUUCGAGAACGUCGUGGCUCGUGUCUCACCGAGGAGGGCUUUGAGAUCGCCCUUCCGAAAUCACCUACUCGUUCGCGCCGUCGUAGAAAGUCUGUCUUUGACGAAGAUGGGAAUGAGAUUGUUCUCGGAUGCGAAGACGACGGCGAAGCGCCUCCUCCUCCUCCUGCGCGACCACAAGUCGCCGCCCUGAAGACUUCAGAGACCACCUUUGACAAGGCUGACUACAUCUCGCCUGGUGGCUCUUCUAUUGUAUCGCCGUUUGGCGAUGUAAUCGCUGGUCCUCAAUGGGGUGACCCUGACGGUAUUGUCUUUGCUGAUGUUGAUUUCCGCGAUUGUAUCAGAGGUCGCUUGGAUCUUGACACUGCAGGAAGCUACUCUCGAAAUGAUUCAUUCCAGUUCAGCGUUGAAGGAUUGAAUCUGGAUCCUCUGCCUUACUGA